Scomber japonicus (chub mackerel) is the source of this 3242-nucleotide messenger RNA. RefSeq names its product ubiquitin specific peptidase 16 (gene usp16). The record is from RefSeq and is a predicted model, not a curated record. Gene Ontology annotation, biological process: regulation of gene expression; regulation of cell cycle. Lineage: Eukaryota; Metazoa; Chordata; Actinopteri; Scombriformes; Scombridae. Gene Ontology annotation, cellular component: cytosol; nucleus. Gene Ontology annotation, molecular function: cysteine-type endopeptidase activity; cysteine-type deubiquitinase activity; zinc ion binding. Bases 183 to 2708 code for a protein of 841 amino acids. The transcript has 19 exons.
AUUGUGUCCCUCUGUUGUCUGCAUGUGUCAGCUGGGAUUUUCUGCUAAAUCAGCGGAGGUUCCGUAAAGUAGCUAGCCCGUAAAGUAAAGUGAAGUAUGUCAGGAUCAAGAGUCUUCAUCCGCACAAAGUAAACGAAACUGAAAAUUGUGAAAGGUUUGAACCUCCUUUUGUGACUGUGAAGAUGGGAAAGAAAAGAGGAAAGGACAAGAGCUCCAGAGAGGAUGAUGACAUAGACCUGGCAGGUCCAUCAUGUAGGCACAUUAAAAAGGGGACCGACCAAACUCUUCUCAAGAAACUUUCUGGGAAUUCUGAUUGGAUGAAUUGCCAGGAUUGUAAGCAUGAGGAAAAUGACAAAAAUACCAGCACCACCCAGCCUCAGGAGCCAGAAGAGGAAAAAGAGCCAGCAGCAGUAUGGCUGUGCUUGAAAUGUGGCCACAGAGGAUGUGGACGACACUCUGAGAACCAGCAUGCCAUCAAACAUUACGAGACUCCUCGGUCAGACCCACACUGCCUUGUGAUCAGCUUGGACAACUGGAGUGUGUGGUGUUAUAUAUGUGAUGAUGAAGUCCACUUCUCCAGUACUGGACAAUUGGCUCAGCUGUUGACCAACCUUAAAAAGCACACCUCAGCAGAUCCCAUGAAGAGACCACAGAAAAGGGUAAAAGAGGAAGACAGCAUGUUGGAAGUAGAACAGAAGACAGAAACUGUAAAGGCAGAGGCGAGUGAAGACAAGGAAAACAAAGAGAACAAGGUCCACCAAAAGAAAAACGCCAAGAAAGAGAGUGCUGGGAAAUCACAAAACUCCAACACAAUGGAAGACACUGGUGGUGUUUCUGUGAAGGGACUGAGCAACCUGGGAAACACAUGUUUCUUUAAUGCAGUGAUUCAGAGCCUCUCUCAAACACAGCUGUUAAGGCAGACUCUCAACAAAGUGACGGAAGAGAAGACAAGUCUUAACAUUGAACCUAAUACCUCCUCAGAUCUGGAGCCUAUUGUAGUGCAGGUAGACCAGCCAGGAUCUCUGACUUUGGCGAUGUGUCAACUCCUCAAUGAGAUCCAAGAAUCUAAGAAGGGUGUGGUAACACCCCGGGAGUUGUUCACACAAGUCUGUAAAAAGGCUGCCAGGUUCAAAGGAUUUCAACAGCAAGAUAGCCAGGAGCUGCUGCGUUACCUGCUGGAUGGAAUGAGAGCUGAGGAGAUCAAAAGAGUAAGCUCAGGGAUAAUGGAGACAUUGAAACAAUCUAGACAAAGUACAGAUGGAGAGCAGCUGAAAACUAUAGUUAAAGAAUAUGAGAAAAAUGGAUUUCCAAAAAACUUUGUUGACCAAGUUUUUGGUGGGGAAAUGACCAGCACUAUAAUGUGUGAGCAGUGUAAAACGGUGUCUGUAGUCACAGAGAUGUUUCUGGAUCUUUCUCUUCCUGUUUCUGAAGAGGCAUAUAGGAAGAAGAACCAGAAAAAAGUAAGUCCGAAGACCAGUGACUCAAACCAGGAUGACAGAGACAGCCCUGCUUUGACAAAUGGAAAUGAUGACAUUCCCUCUGGGACUGGAAGCAAAUACCAGCAGAAAAAAGCCAAGAAGCAGGCAAAGAAGCAAGCAAAGCAUCAAAAGAGGCAGCAGAAGCUUGAGGGCAGAGUCACUCUGAACAGUCUCCCAUCUCCAAGCGAACAGACGGAUCCUGCUGCAGAGGAAGAAGAUGGAGAAAAUUCUGACAUAGAGACACAUGAUGAAGCCCCACAGAGUGAAGGAGAUUCUGCACAAACCAGUGUCUCUGAAGAGAACCUGAAGAACCUUGAUACGGUUCAAGCAGAGAAGGAAGAAGAAGAGGAUUCAGUGAUUGACUGUGACUCAAUGGAUAUAUCGUCGGUCAGCAAUCGUUUCACCAUCUUAGAAGAGCAGCACUCGAAGGAUAGUAACUUAGAUGAGGAGAAAACAUCCGAUAUGGAUCAGGAGGCAGAAGAAGACACACAGCUAGUGAGUGAAAUGGAGAAAGUCACCUUGGAUGAUGCCUUCAUAGAAUCUGAUGCUGGGGAACAAGUGGUGGAAAGUGAAGAUGAAUCGCAGGAGAAUAAAGAGUAUACUGUAGUAAACCAGGACCCAGAGCUUGCUUUCGAAACACUGGCCACCAGGUCAUCUCCGGAGAAACAGGAGUGUUCUGUACAGUCAUGCCUGUUUCAGUUCACAGAAGUGGAAACCCUCACACAGAACAACAGCCUUCUGUGUGUCGCCUGCACUAAACGACAGCCGAACAAAAACAAAGCUGGAGGAUCUAAGAAGAAUAUCUACACCGAUGCCUUGAAGCAAAUGCUGAUCUCCUCUCCCCCGCCGGUGCUUACCCUCCAUUUGAAGAGAUUUCAGCAGAAUGGCUACAGUAUUUGUAAAGUGAACAGACACGUCCACUUCCCUGUGAUACUGGAUCUUGCUCCUUAUUGUGCAGUAAAAUGCAAGAACGUGACAGAGGGAAAUAAUCAGAUUUUGUACAGCCUGUACGGUAUUGUUGAGCACAGCGGAACAAUGAGGUCAGGCCAUUACACAGCCUAUGUAAAAGUUCGACCUCAGUGCCCUAAAUCCUCAUCUAAUGGACUUGCAGCAGAAGCGCCACCCAGAGGAUCCUGGUUCCAUAUAAGUGACACAAGCGUCCAGCCUGUGAGCGAGAGCAAAGUCCAGAGUUGCCAAGCUUACCUCCUCUUCUAUGAAAGGAUCCUCUAAUCGAACUGUCCAUCAGGAAAUCCACACAAACCAACUCGCUGCUGAUUCAGCUCAACAAUAGAAGGGAUCUCACAUAUGACCAACCUCGACCUGUACUGUCAAUAAUUCAACCUGAGCUAUGUUUAAAUGAUUUUUUUUAACCCUCCUCCAGUGUUUGUUGCUCCACCCUUAUUUAAGUGUUCGCUGUUUUAAUUGCUCUUAUGUUAACACAAAAACCAUAAAUCACCAAAUUUCAUUGAACACUUUUUCUAGUUUUUAAACAUUGUCUCAGAGUAAAUGGUUAACAUUUACAAAGUUAUCAUUUGGCUCAAAAAUAUUGUCCAGAGCCUCUUGGACAGAAAAUCGCGUAAUCAGUCACCUGCUUAUUGUGUUCACAGAGUAAUAUGAGAGCAAGGCACAAAUAAAGCUUCAUAUAUGGGGUUUAUGAGGAGGUAUGAUACAUUGUUUGGACUAUAAGGUGCAGUGGACACAUAAGCAUGAGAAAGAUAGGAGGACAAAUUAAAGGAAAACCCUGAAUAAAUGAGUGGAGAAACA